AGAACAAAGCGCGGAGAGAGAAAGUAGUUGGAUGGUUCGUGGAAGCAGCCCAACCCAAUCAAUGAAUAAAAAUAAGGGAACGUAAGAAAGGUCUCAACGAAAAACCCUAAGCAAAGAUGGGGAACACGGAGAAGCUGAUGAACCAGAUCAUGGAAUUGAAGUUCACGUCGAAAUCGCUGCAGCGGCAAUCGCGUAAGUGCGAGAAGGAGGAGAAAUCGGAGAAGCUGAAGGUGAAGAAGGCGAUCGAGAAAGGCAACAUGGACGGAGCGCGGAUCUACGCGGAGAACGCGAUCCGUAAGCGCACGGAGCAGAUGAACUACCUCCGGCUUGCCUCGCGCCUGGACGCCGUCGUGGCCCGCCUCGACACGCAGGCGAAGAUGACGACGAUCAGCAAGUCGAUGGGCAACAUCGUCAAAUCGCUGGAGUCGUCGCUGGCCACGGGGAACCUCCAGAAGAUGUCGGAGACCAUGGACUCGUUCGAGAAGCAGUUCGUGAACAUGGAGGUCCAGGCCGAGUUCAUGGAGAGCGCCAUGGCGGGAUCCACCUCCCUCUCCACUCCCGAAGGAGAGGUCAACAGCCUCAUGCAGCAGGUCGCCGACGACUACGGCCUCGAGGUCUCCGUCGGCCUCCCCCAGCCCGCCGCUCACGCCGUUCCGGCCAAGGAAGCCGACAAGGUCGACGAGGAUGACUUGUCUCGCCGCCUUGCUGAACUCAAGGCCCGAGGUUAAUUUAUCAGUAAUAAUACUAUCAUCAUUAUCGUUGUUUCUCGAUUCUCGUCGCUGAUGCAGUGGAAUAUUAUAUAUAUAUAUAUUGUGUAUAUUUAACUGAAUUCAGUUGGCACUUGUUAUAUGGGCUCCCCUUUUAGGGGUUUAUGGCCUUCUCUUCGUGUUAGUGUUAGUGUCAUUGUGUGAAUACUUAAUACAUUAAUUGAAUGCUUAUAUUUGUCUUUUCACUAUGUUUUGGAACAAUGGAUUGGGGUUUGGCUUGCA
Molecule: messenger RNA, 989 nt
Organism: Glycine soja
Lineage: Eukaryota; Viridiplantae; Streptophyta; Magnoliopsida; Fabales; Fabaceae
Product: ESCRT-related protein CHMP1B
Exons: 1
Coding region: 117-728 (203 amino acids)
Biological process (GO): endosome transport via multivesicular body sorting pathway; late endosome to vacuole transport; protein transport
Cellular component (GO): ESCRT III complex; multivesicular body
Source: RefSeq, a predicted model, not a curated record